UACAAAUUGUCAUUGUUGGGAUUUUAAUGAACUCCUCAAUUUGAUAAGGGCUUACAUUCGUAAGACAAGAUCUGUUUUUGUAUUGUUUAACGCAAAUACAACAUUAUAUUAAAACAUAAUUUGUAUUUACUUUAAUUAAGGGUUUAUGUAAAUAAUUUAUCGUUUCAUUUGAAUGUAUCGCAUUAAACUUCAUGUGUGGAUUUUUAAAAUGUUUUUAUGCGAAAACAUGUGUAAUCAUUUAAGAUUGAUCGCAUGCGAAACGAACAAAUUAAGAAUGACGUCACUUCUCGCGUGUUCGAUUGUUGUCAGUAUCCUUAGCAUCACAAGUGCUCUUCCGGAUCAAACGAACCCCUUCGACAAAGACGUCCCAUGUCGUUUAUCAACAGACCAAGACAUCCCAUGUCGAUGAUCAACAGACCAAGACAUCCAAUGCCGUUUAUCAACAGACCAAGACAUCCCAUAUUGUUUAUAAAAAGACCAAGACAUUCAGCAUUGUUAAUCAACAGACCAAGACAUCCCAUAUUAGACAUCCCACAUCGUCUAUCAACUGACCAAGACAUUCCAUGUGGUUUAUUAACAGACCAAGACAUUCCAUAUCGUUUAUUAACAGACCAAGACAUUCCAUAUUGUUUAUCAACAGACCAAGACAUUCCAUAUUGUUUAUCAACAGACCAAUACAUCCAAUAUUGUUUAUUUAUAGACCAAGACAUCACAUAUUGUUUAUCAACACCCAAGACAUCCCAUAUUGUUUAUCAAAAGACCAAGACAUCCCAUGUCGUUUAUCAACAGACCAAUCCAAUCCCAUAUCGUUUAUCAACAGACAAAGGCAUCCCAUAUCAUUAUCAACAGAACAAGACAUCCCAUAGUGUUUAUCAACAGACCAAGACAUCCCAUAUUGUUUAUCAACAGCCAUGACAUCCCAUAUUGUUUAUUCACAGACCAAAACAUCCCAUAUUGUUUAUCAACAGACAAAGACAUCCCAUAUUUAUUAUCAACAGACCAAGACAUUCAAUAUUGUUUAUCAACAGACCAAGACAUUCAAUUUUGUUUAUUACAGCCAAGACAUCCCAUAUUGUUUAUCAACAUACCAAGACAUCCCAUGGCGUUUAUCAACAGACCAAGACAUCUCAUAUUGUUUAUCAACAGACCAAGACAUCCCAUGUUGUUUAUCAAUAGACCAAGACAUUCCAUAUUGUUUAUCAACAGACAAAGAUAUCCCAUAUUGUUUAUCAACAUUCUAAGACAUCCCAUAUUGUUUAUCAACAUACCAGGACAUCCAAUAUCGUUUAUCAACAGACCAAGACAUACCAUAUUGUUUAUCAACAGACCAAGAUAUCCCAUAACGUUUAUCAACAGACCAAGACAUCCCAUGUCGUUUAUCAACAGACCAAGACAUCCCAUGUCGUUUAUCAAAAGACCAGGACAUCCCAUAUUGUUUAUCAACAGACCAAGACAUCUCAUGUCGUUUAUCAACAGACUAAGACAUCCCAUAUCGUUUAUCAUCCGACGACGACAUCACAUAUCGUUUACCAACAAACCAAGACUUUCCAUAUUGUUUAUUAACAGACAAAGAAAUUCCAUAUUGUUUAUCAACAGACCAAGUCAUUCCAUAUUGUUUAUCAACAGACCAAGACAUCCCAUAUUGUUUAUCAACAGACCAAGACAUCCCAUAUUGUUUAUCAACAGACCAAGACAUCCAAUAUUGUCUAUCAACAGACCAAGACAUCCAAUAUUGUCUAUCAACAGACCAAGACAUCCCAUAUCGUUUAUCAACAGACCAAGACAUUCCAUAUUGUUUAUCAACAGACCAAAUUUGUGUGACACACCAAUACCGGAUGACGAAAACGACUGCGGAAUUGCUGGCGUAUGGCGUAACCAACUGCAGUCGGUGAUGAAGUUCACCUGUGUUGCGGGUCACAUCGAGGGCCAAUAUUUCACCGCUGUUGGUCAUGCUGAUGGUUUCUAUGACUUGGCUGGAAAGUUCCAGAUGCCGGACGAAAAUACAACCGUUCCGGGAUGGGCGGUUGCUUUCCACAACCUUUUAUACGGGAAUUCCAACUCCACAUGCGCUUGGUCCGGAAUCCACUACAGCCAUGAAGAGUCUUCUUCCACCCUAUCAAUGCGUAUGUACCUCAAAUACAACAGGAGACAGGAGGGAUUGACGAGGACUUAG
Messenger RNA from Mya arenaria, 2173 nucleotides. RefSeq names its product adhesive plaque matrix protein-like. The coding region runs from base 773 to 2173 and encodes 466 amino acids. Gene Ontology annotation, molecular function: biotin binding. The transcript has 4 exons. The record is from RefSeq and is a predicted model, not a curated record. NCBI's taxonomy places the organism in Eukaryota, Metazoa, Mollusca, Bivalvia, Myida, Myidae.